AUGUCGACUUCUUACAACGACAAGGAUCUAUUAUCUUCCCUAGAGCAGCUCUUUGCGAGAUAUCUCGAUGAGAAGGAUGAUGCUGCGAGAGAAAAGACAAAGCUUGAUAAGUUCUGGGGGACGUAUCUGCGAUCUAUGAAGGAUGAGGACGAAGCGCGUCCCAGGGACUGGGAUGGGAACACCGGGAGCAUCUUGACCUUCACAGGUCUCUUUGCCGCGACGGUUGCAGCGUUUGUGAUCGAAAGCUACAAGACUCUAUCACCAGACUCCGGCGAACAGACAGUGAUGCUUCUCUCGCGACUACUCGUAGAAGCGACGAACUCGACCAUCCAUAGCACAGCUGUCUCUGCGUCAAUCGAGCCAUUCCAUGCCCCACUUCCUGCCAUACUAGCCAAUGCGCUGUGGUUCUGUAGCCUAGUAGUCGCCCUGGCCUGCGCUCUUUUGGCAACCCUAGUUCAGCAGUGGUCUCGAGACUACGUGAAGGAUAUCAAGCGACGGGUUACAUUGGAUGAGAACAUAGCCAGCCGCGCCCUCAAUCAUGUAUACAUCCGGAUGGGUGUGGAUCGUUAUGGCAUGGACCAAGUCGUCAACCUCAUCGUGUCGCUCGUACAUCUGGCUGUCGUCCUCUUCGCUGCAGGUCUUCUCCUAUUUCUCUACCCGAUCAAUGCCAUCGUAUCAUGGUGCACAUCAUUUGCCCUCGCCCUUUUCGGUUCAGCCUACCUCAUCGUUGGAAUGUUGCCAGUUCUGGAUACUGGCUGCCCAUACAGAACCCCUUUGACAUAUCCAAUGGUCGCCGUGUACCAAACUGUGCUUCAUGUCCGUCGAUAUGCGUUGCGCGCGCCUUUCUUUGCUGGUGCGGAGAUUUAUUAUCGUACGGGAAUACAAUGGUUCAUCGCGGCUUAUACUCCCGUUCGACAUAUGCUUCGGUCCCUUUCGCAUAUACCGACCCGUCGACACAGGAUUUGUUGGCUGAAGCACAUCACCCUACGAGGCCUCUUUCCGCCGAACGUGGCGAUCAUCUCUGGUGGGCGGAGAUAUUUCCGUGACAUUCGCGGCACUCUGACCGUCCCUUACUUCGGGUACAUAUGGAAACACACCAGCCGUCAGUUACUCAUGCGAGAUGUCACAGAUGUUAAUACAUUACUCCAGGCCGUCUUGGACAUCUUAGGCCCGCAACUCUGGGACUGGGAAACCCGAUUGGGAUGCAUAGAUCUUCUUUAUAAUGAUUCAAUACUGGCGCUCAGACUCGACGACAUUGGUCGUCUUGGCGAAGGAUCUCCAGAUCCCGAUACGCGCAUCGCAACUCUCAAGCUGACAUGUUUGCUACUACGACAUGCGUAUAGAAAGUGGAUGUGGGAGAUCGGCGGAAAUCCGCCCUUUCACACGAUGUACUACCUCGCAAUUCUGCUCAGCACGAUCGCAGACCCACAGGGCGCGCGCAAAGAUGAGCGCUUUGCUCUUCAGGCUCGCUUUUGCAUGUUUCAUCUGCGCUGGUCCUUGCUCUUGCUGGUUCAGGGCUCCGCACUCUCCGGAGGUGGGCCAUCCGGGCUCGAUAUCCCCGGAUACCAAGAAAUGUACUUUUCUCAGAGGCUGGAGGUAGGCUCGAAUGGAUGGUUCCGCCAUAAGCACGCGCUACUUGGAGUCCCCCGAGUACUCCUCCUUCUUGCAAACUCCUGGCAGUACAAUCGUCUCGACUUGCACUACGGUUCGGUGGGCCAUGUCGAUUCAGAUUGGAGCACGGACACAACGUCGUGUCUAGUACCCUUGCAUGAUGAUCAAUGUUGCAGGAGCAGGGAGGGCCCGUUGAUACACAUAGCCGCUUGCACCAUCCUGACCAUGGUCGCGCAUCUCUUACGCGCAUCAGAGAUGGACCGAAAGGACUUGUACCAGCACCACGUAGAGCAAUACGGUGACCUAUGGGAGCAUGGCAUGCCGUUCGUACAAUGGAGAGAUACGUUCAGGAUGAAUAUCGACGACCGGCUUCGGGCGCCAUCUCCCGAAUUCUUGGCCGUCUUGCACAGUGCUGGGCUUGACGAGUGGGCGCGGCCAGGCGGCAAUCUGGAGUUUAUACCUGCGCCGGACACAGAUCUGGGUCGUUUCCUAGCAGCUCCUGUAGAUCAACAUAUGGCCCUUCCCAUUUCCUUCGCGGACAUCCUGCGCACUCUGGUGAAACAUGUCAACUUGACGGAUGUCCGCAAUGGCAAUCAAUCGACUGAGGGACACCAACAACGCGCAGUACACAAUUCUACAGCUGCCGCGGCUAUCGAGACUGGCACUUGUGCCAAACAGACGCCCAUGUCGGAAGAACCCUCGGGCGACCCCGAUGUCGAUCGCCAUCCCGGCGCUGGAAGCGCCGAGGUUGAACUUCAGGACACUAGUAUCGGAUUGGGGCGGGUCGUGAUUGCUUCCCCGCCUGAGAGUCGUGAGAUGAGUAGAGGAUAA
Peniophora sp. CBMAI 1063 is the source of this 2442-nucleotide messenger RNA. NCBI's taxonomy places the organism in Eukaryota, Fungi, Basidiomycota, Agaricomycetes, Russulales, Peniophoraceae. The record is from the annotation of a GenBank genome assembly.